AUGACUCUCCGGAGGCCAGCUGCCUACCUGCCGACCGGCUGGGGGAGAUCCAGAGAUGAGUCCCACUCUGAGACUCUUAGCUCCGAGGGUGAGAGAUUGUCCUCUCGUUCGCGUCCUCGUCCACGGCCUCAAAGUGCCAUUGAAGGCGGACAACUGGACGGCUGGCUCCAGCACCAUCCCAGAAUGCAGACUGACCACGGUAAAACUCCAUCUUCGAGCGGUCAAACCUCUGUCACGCCUAACCUUGAUAGAAAAGCAAGUGGACGGACCUGGAGACCGUACAGGAGUCCCUCCUUCAGCGGGGUCUCGUCUUCGUGCGGGAGCCAGUGGGUCAGCUCAAUGGGCAGCCAAGAGUCCCUCCAAAGUGAGUUCUUUGUCCCUGUUGAGCGCAGAGGGAGUUUGGAAAGGGUUCAUAUCACACAGACGCCCAAGAAGGAACAGUCUCAGGUCAGUUUUCUGGCUCCCGUGAAAACUGGAUGGCUCCCAGUCCAGAAACGAGUAAUGAUGGUGGAGGGUCCUCUGAACCAAAGCCAAAUGUCUACGCUUCACUCUCCAACUCAGGUGAAACUGAAGCAACCCAUCACUCCGACAUUUCAGAAGAGUCGAGGAGGCGUCAACAUGCACCAAGCGGUUGAACUAAACUCGGACCUCGGUUUUUACGAGGGGAGAAGUCACAGGAAGACGUGGCGGACACACGACCAAGGCUCUCCUGUCAUCAAACAGGUGCCGGAUAAACGGAGCUGUGAGUCUGAAAAACCCAGAAUCUGGCAUGCUCUGAGAAGAAGCUGGAAUAGUCACCGGUCCUCGGAACCUCCCCACAGUCAGAAAGAACCCCCUGAGCGUAGUCCUCGGAAAAGGUCCGAGUUGUUCCAGUUGUUUGUCCCCCUGCGCAGGGCGAGCAGCGGGCAUCCGGUGACGCCGCCCGCCCAGCCGCCCAGGCGUAACAGCCUACAACCCUCGCUUAUCCAGACCAGCUCCGCCGCCACCACCCUCGUCCCCCGCAACAAAGUGGGCUUCUCCUCCAUCACCAUCUCCAGCAGGAAAGUCGUCAGAUCUUCCAGUCUCACCACGUACGACCGCCAAUCUUCGCCUGGGGAGCCCAUGGACCAAACCUCCGCUGGGGUGCAGAGGAAGCCCACCAUCGUCAAAGUGGUCGAGCAGAGGACCACGCUCAGCCCCCGUCCGGCUUCUGUGGAUACGGCGGUCCACCGGAGAAAGGCUGCUAUCAUUAAAGUCACAGAGCACAAGGGGAGCUACAGUCCAGCUAAGGACACAGAUGGGUCACGGAGUCAAGGACGCCACCUGGAAACUAAUCCAGAGGUUCACUCGUCCACACUGAGACUUCUCGUCAAUCCUCCCUCGGAGCUCCCUGGACAAAAACCCAAGAGGCCGCUGAGCUGCCACGGCGAUGUCUUCCCGCUCGGCGACAAUCCAAGCGAGGAGCCCGUCUCGCCGCCGCCGGCUGUCAGGAAAUGGAGCUUGGGGCUCCCUCAGGAUGCCGCGCAACGCAUCCCCGCCAACUGGGGCUCCCUCGGCCCGGCGAAAGGUGCAGGAGACGCCUGGAAGCUGAGGAAAGACGAGUGGAGGAGGUCGUCUCCGUGUCUCACGCUCAUUCAGACUCCCGAGCCUCAUCAGUCCCCGGAGGACGUCCUGGCCCUCAAUGCAGCCGCCAUCAUCGCCAACAUCAAACUCCAGCGGCAGCUUAGUCAGAAGAAAACAUCACACCGCAAUUUGGAGGGUGAAUCCGCAGCCUCCCUCCAGGGAAAUCCAGACGGAGGAGAACACAAAAAGAAGAAUUCCGUCGACGGAAGCCGUGACAUGGGGCGAGACACACUUCCUGUCCCGCCCAGUCCUGACCUCCCAAAACCACGUGAGACUAUUUCUCUACAGGAAGCACUGAGGAGGUCCAGGCCACACUUCAUCACUCGCUCUCAGGAACGAGUGCAGCAGCUGGGACGUAGAGCCCAGGAGAGGAGGCGGCGAUCCAAGACAGCAGGCCCACAAACGCAUGCUCCUCGCAGGCAGAGAGAAGCCCAGAAGGCCUGGUCCACCAAUGGUCAUCUAUCCAAACCUACAGAGGGAGUCUCUGCUGCUGCUGGGAAAGCCAAAGAGCUACGGACAAAUCGCGUUCUUACUGAGGUGAAGAAGAAAAAGGAGGAAGAGAAGAAGAAAAAGGAGGCGUGUUUGACCAAUAGACAGCGUGUGGAGCUUUUCAAAAAGAAACUGUUGGAUCAGAUUCUACACAGAAGCAGCAGCUGAAUGGCAGACAAAUAGGAAUGGAAAUGAGUUUAUACAGAAAUACAUAAGUUGUUUUUAAGUGAUAAUAAUAAAAAAAAAAUUAAAAAAAAUGGCAGUAUAUUUUAAUAAUGGGCAGCAGCAAACUAAAAAACAUACUAAUUGAAGUAUUUUAGCUUUCAGUUUUUGCUGUUUUCAUGCCAGAAAAUGUGAACAUUCUGUGUCGUUUUUGUCCCAUUUUGACUCAAAAUGGAAUCGUGUUGUGGACAAAAGUGUCGGGUCACAUGGCUUUGACUCCGAUUUGUCCAUUGGUGAGGUCAGAGGUCACUAAUGGUGGACCCGAGAGAGGCCCCGCCGGCUCCUGACGGGGCCCCUCCACACCAAACUCCUCCAGGCAGAAGCUAGCAUGCAAUCAUCACGGAGUGCCAGAUAUUACUCGGCAAGAUGGCGGAAUGUGAACUCUUCUCCGCUCGCCAUGUUAAUGAACAGUGGACGCUUGAAUGGCGCCUUUGUCAAAGCACACACACACACACAAACACACACACACACACACACACACACACACACACACACACAUUCUUGUAUUUUUUACCUUCUUGAGACCUCUGAAAAAUACCUACCUCUUUAGGACCACCCUUGCUAGAUAUAUAAAGAUGUGUAUUUACAUCAUUAAUAAUAUAUACAUACUAUGCAAAUAUAAAAAAGUUUGUUGUGAAAAAUGGGUUGGAAUUUUACAUGAAAAAUGUCCCAAUUUCACAAGAAAAACUUAACAUUUUGGCAGUGUUAUAAUAAAAGUCGUCAUUUUACUCAACGCAAGUCCAAAUUUUACAAGAAAAACUGAACAUUUGUGCAAUAUUAUGAUAAAAGUUGGAAUUUUACUCAAUAACAGUCGCAAUUUUACAAGAAAAGCUUAACAUUUGGCAAUUUUAUGAAAAGAGUCGUAAUUUUACUCAAAAAAAGUCACAAUUUUAUAGCAAAACUUUAAAAUGUUGGCAAUAUUAUAAUAAUAAUCGGAACUUUACUUGGUAAAAUGAUGACAAAAGUCAUAAUUUUACUCCAAAAAUUGUCACUAUUUUACAAGAACGACAAAAACAUUGGCAAUAGUGCGAUAAAAGUCAGAAUUUUGUAUGACAAAUGUCACCAUUUUGCAUUAAAAGUAAUAAUUUUACAUCAAAAAGUCAUAAUCGUGCAAGAAAAUGUUGCAAUAUUACAGAAACUGAAAGAAUAUGAGAAAUUGUUCCCAAUUUUAUAAGAAAAAAGUCAUCAUAUUGUAAGAAAAAGACUGCUUUUAGUAAGAACAUUUUAAUUUGAAUUUUUUGUGUGUAAUUGGUUUUUAAUCUUCAUUAUUUACUUCAAGUUAUUGCAGUGUGUCUCUAUAUAAAUAUUUAUUUUUAAUUUUUAUUAAUUUUAGCCAAAGUGGCCGCAUUUCAAUUUUUUACACACACUUGUUAUUUCAUAUGUUGACCAGAGGUGGAGCACUUUUAAAACCGACACACAGUCCAUUUAUCCAUUUUCUACCGCUUGUCCCUUUUGGGGUCAAUUUGAAAAAUCCCUCCUUUUUAGUACCACCCUCAUUUUGAUAGAUUUCACCACCAGGGGUGCUAAUGAGACAUUCUCUAUUAAAUGCAAUGGUUUUCCGGAUUGAGACCAUGAUUUAUGUCCUAACUUGUUCACACCUCCUCAUAUGGAAGCUACUUUUCCUUGUUGAUGUCUCAAGAAGAGUAGAAAUACAAGAACACACACGCACACACACGAUGCAUCCUUCGACAACCCUUUUAUUACACCACCAAAUCAUGAAUUUUGCAUGUCAGCGUGUUAAAAUGACACAUGCUUUAAUUUGAAAUUGAACAGGAUGCGUUAUUCAUGAGGUUUGACUUGUAUUGUGACUCAAAAUGAGAAGAAAAGUGUAAAAAUAUGCAGAUUUUGACACUUUUUGUGAAGCCAGUACAAUCAAGUUAAGGGAGGCGGAGGCAGCCAAUGAUGAGAUGCCAGCCUUCAGAAUAAAA
This is a messenger RNA of Entelurus aequoreus (snake pipefish), 4241 nucleotides long. It is a transcript of the gene lg08h10orf90, whose product is annotated as linkage group 08 C10orf90 homolog. Bases 1 to 2259 code for a protein of 752 amino acids. The transcript has 11 exons. Gene Ontology annotation, biological process: regulation of centriole replication. Gene Ontology annotation, cellular component: centriole; cytosol; centrosome. Lineage: Eukaryota; Metazoa; Chordata; Actinopteri; Syngnathiformes; Syngnathidae. The record is from RefSeq and is a predicted model, not a curated record.